This is a messenger RNA of Salvia hispanica, 1466 nucleotides long. RefSeq lists its product as uncharacterized. Gene Ontology annotation, molecular function: DNA-binding transcription factor activity; DNA binding. The record is from RefSeq and is a predicted model, not a curated record. Lineage: Eukaryota; Viridiplantae; Streptophyta; Magnoliopsida; Lamiales; Lamiaceae. Gene Ontology annotation, biological process: regulation of DNA-templated transcription.
CAACACUAGUAAUCUUUCCCUCUCUUUCUCUUUAUAAACAGAGGCUAACCAGUGUACUUCACCAAAAAAAGAAGCCUUUUCUUCUCCACAAAAGAAAAACAGAGAAUGAAGAGAAAGUCUCCUUCAAAUUCGUGCUCAUCCUCUUCAUCCUCGUGCUGCAUCGAAUCGCCAUCCAUAAUCGCACAGCCCGAACCGAAGCCCAAGGCUAAGCCCAAGCGCGUCCGAGCCAAGAGAAACCAGAGCGACAGCAGCGCCACCUCUGCCAAAUCGCGAAGCUCCAUUUACAGAGGCGUCACAAGGCAUAGGUGGACUGGGAGAUACGAAGCUCACCUCUGGGAUAAGACUACAUGGAACAGCAUCCAGAACAAGCGGGGAAGACAAAUCUAUUUAGGUGCUUAUGAUAAUGAGGAAGAUGCGGCUCGAACCUACGAUCUAGCUGCUCUUAAAUAUUGGGGACCUUCUACCAUUCUCAAUUUUCAUGUAGAGGGCUACGCAAAAGAUGUUGAAGAGAUGCAAAAUUUAACUAGAGAAGAGUAUUUGGCCUCACUUAGGAGGCGGAGCAGUGGCUUUUCAAGAGGUGUUUCUAAAUAUCGCGGCGUUGCAAGGCACCAUCACAAUGGCCGGUGGGAGGCUAGAAUUGGGCGUGUUUGCGGAAACAAGUACCUCUACCUAGGAACCUACAGCACUCAAGAGGAAGCAGCAGAAGCAUAUGAUAUGGCAGCGAUAGAAUACAGAGGUCCGAAUGCUGUAACAAAUUUUGACAUAAGUAAUUAUGCGGAUAAGUUGAAGAAAUUCCUACCUGAGGUGCAAGUGGAAGAGGUCCAUGUGAAGCAGGAAACGAACUCAACUCCCCCUGACAUAGUACAAGCAGAUGAAGAACCUCACCCAGUUGCUGAAACAAGUAGCCCUAAGCCCGAACCCAAGGAUUUCAAUGAGUCAGAAGGCAUGAUCACUAUGGACCCAAUCGAGGAGCACGGGCACCCUUGGAACCUCUGUCUAGAUACUCUAUUCAACAUCCUCCCAGUUCCCAACAUGCCUCUGGGUGAGGUGUUUGACUACAAAGGCUUUGAUGAUGAUAUCGAGUGCAUCUUCGAUGAGCCAUUGGAUGACUAUGAUUUCCUCCAAUAUGGCUGCCAGAUUGAGGCAGCAGAUGCAGUGGAAGCUCAGGACAUGAAAGGGCAGGACACCUUCAUUUCAACUUCACCUUCUUCAUCGCCACUAUCAUCAACCACAGCCUGCAGCAACAUCUAGUGUCCCUUCAAGUUUUAGGAUGUUUAGACCUUAAGUUACUGUAACUUUAGGUGAGGAAGCUAGCUGUAGAUGAUAAAGAGCAACAACCAGUGCUUCUGCACAAGCUCAUAGUCUUUGGCUUGUUCUAGACUGUCUCAAGAGAUAGCUCCAUUUAUCAGUAUUUAAUUCUAGAAUUUCUUUGAUCUUUCACAAAAUGAAUUCAGUGAGUUUUUUUU